Molecule: messenger RNA, 4827 nt
Organism: Venturia canescens
Lineage: Eukaryota; Metazoa; Arthropoda; Insecta; Hymenoptera; Ichneumonidae
Exons: 6
Coding region: 510-1997 (495 amino acids)
Cellular component (GO): membrane
Source: RefSeq, a predicted model, not a curated record
UCCGUUUGUCCGAACGUACUCUGAACCCUCCCCUAACCGUCAAACCGAUGUUUUGAUCGUGUGAAGUGCAAAAAGAACCGCGGACUCGGCCCGCUCGCGGGGAGAAGGCUGCGAGUGUUUUUAUUCGAGUUGUUCUCUCACCCUUCUGUAAAGGGGAGAACGAACGGAAGUGAGGUAGAGUUAGGUGUGCCGAGGAGAGACACGCGAAUGCGUAGGUGUAGUAUUGAUUGCGCGGGACCAUGACCGCGCAAGCUCUCCGUCCUUUUCGAUGAAUGACGUGCUUACGUACGCCGAAAAAGAAAGAAGAAACAAACCGAAAGAAACAGAAAAACCUGUACCAAGCCGCCCGAGCGUUAGUCCGUGCGGACAUUCCGCAGUCGCUCUCCACGAACUUGUGUACGAUUUAAUCCGUGAGUUCUAACAAUAAAACCCGUGCAUAUCAUCGACUCUCGGAGACACAGCAGCUGUGUUCUAUCUCGCCUUUAACACCUGGCAGAUUUUGCGCGAUAAUGAGAUUCGGGAAUCUCCCGCGAAGGUUCCUGGCACACUUUAUCACCCUCUUGGUCCUACUUGUUCGUCUCGAUAAUGCUGAAAACCUUGGCUUUUAUCAAGAUGUCGAGCCAGAGCGAGGAAUGGACGCCAAUUACGAGGAAAUGGCGAGAUACCUGGAAGCGGAAAAGCUGGCCAACAUGAGGGACGUGAGCCGGAGCAGAUCGGCACCGGAUUCGCCGUGGGGGUACGCGGAGUAUCUCUACGAGCAGCGGCAAAAGGAGAAAAAACUGUUGGAGGCUUUUCUGGAGAAUCCGAGCGUGCUCGACGCGUUGGAAUUGCGAGAGCAGGCGAAGGAGCGAUCGAUGAUUCCCCAGCUACCGAUGGGUUACGACGUGCCGGAGGAUUUGGAAAGAGAAAUCCCCGAAGCGGAAGUUGUGCGUCCUUACAGCAGGCCCGAUCCGCUCUCCGAGCGCUUCGAAGACGUCUCGAGCCUAAAAAUUCCUUAUGCGAAGAGCAUUUUCAGAAACGAGAAGCCACGCUACGUUCAUCCGGCUGCACCGGAUCGCUUGUCGAGAGUUAAUGAAUUCAUCGAUGAGAAUUAUCCCGAGCAAACGAGCGCUGAGGAACGGCUGUUGAAAAUCGAGGGAAAAUUAAUGGAGCUCAAUCGAAAUCGCGUUUUCAACAACGACGAAGAUGUUUCGGCUCAUAAUCCUGUGCGCGAGACACCACAAUUCACGUACAGGUUUGACCCACCGAAAAUGGAAGAACGCCCGUUUGCCGUGAAACCGAACGACCCACGAUACUACGAAAAAGACGAUCCGAGCACUGAGCCAAUCAACGAAAAAACAACGACGAAACAUCAAAAUAUCAUCACAUCUUCCCGUGAAUUUCAACACCAAGAUCAAAACAAAGAACAAAAUCAUUUGCCUCCCACUGACCCUGAAUACUCCACCGAGAAUGUACGCACUGACAAAUUUUCUAUUAUGAAAAUCGUUUUGCCUGAUAAUCACAGGCUCACCGAAGAUGAUUCCGUCAUCGUUUCCUCUAGUCGUCUCAUGACUAACGAUAUUUAUUUUAUCGCAAUCGUAGCCGGCUGCAGUGCAGCUGCCAUGUUUGCCCUCGUAUUAAUCAGCUUAACGUGGUGCAGACUUCAACGUGGAGCUAAAGCAGCUGCGGAUAUCGAAUACCCGGCUUAUGGCGUGACAGGACCGAACAAAGACAUUUCACCGUCCGGAGACCAAAGGCUCGCCCACUCGGCACAAAUGUAUCAUUUUCAGCAUCAAAAACAACAGAUAAUAGCCAUGGAAAAUAGAACAGCCGCGUCGCGCGAUCCAGGCUCCGUCUCGGAAGCGGAGAGUGACGAGGAAAACGAGGAAGGAGAUUACACCGUGUACGAAUGUCCUGGUCUCGCAUCGGCUGGAGAGAUGGAAGUGAAGAAUCCAAUGUUUCAUGCCGACCCAACACCCGCGUCGCCGCAAAUUCACAAGGAAGAGGACCACAUCUAGCUUCAUUGAGUUGUCGUUUUCCCCGCAUUCUAUCCAAAAUCUUCCCGGGUGUCUGGCUCACUUUCGAUGUAUCAUAUCCAAAAUAUUUAUCUACGAUUCGUAUAUCUAUAUAAUAUAUUAUAAAAAUAUAAUAUAAUAUAUACAUAUAAUUUUUCUAUAUAUGAAAAAAGACAUGAAAAAACUAUUUCAAGAAUAUUCAAUGCACGUAUUCCGAUCGGUGAUUUUCUCACUCGAGAAAAGUCGUCAAACACUCUUAUACUUGCGUACCAGAAAAACCAUAUUAACACGGUGAUCUGGAAUCGCCGCUUAUUUUUACGUGAAAUCCCCAAGCUUUACGUUAAUCUAAGGAACAUGAUCGACUUACAUAAAGCACGAGAGUUCCCGCAACAAAACUUGCUAAACAAAAUACAAAUAGAUAUUAAACAACGUGAAAAAUAAAGACUUCAAACAAAACGAAAGAAAACAUAUAACAAUACAGGAGCAACGCUAACUUUUUUCACUGGUGACACGAUUUUUUAACAAUUUCUAUCGAAUUGGGAAGGUGGCGCGAGGCAACACGCAGCAUUGCGUGUUCCAACGGGGUCUUAUUCUUUCUCCCGUUAUAUGCCAAUGAUCGAAGAAAGUCCACAAAGUUUUCAAUUCCAAAAAGAAAAAAAAAAGAAAAUAAAUCAUUACAGAAAUACAUCAGUUACCGGUUGUCAGCAAUCACUAGAACUUAUCUUGACCAAUAUUAAUAUCACAUGAGAGUAGCAUAGUUUGUGAGUCAAAUGUUCUUUCAUGCUGUGCUGCACCAUGUAUUUUGUAAAUAUAUGUAAGAAGAGAAAUCAACAAAAAAAAGAAAAAUGCGAAAGCGAGACAAAAAUACCAUACAUGAAAAAAGCUAUAUACGUAUAUUAUACAUACAUAUAUAAAUUAUAUUCUUAAAUGAAAAAAUCAACCGAAAACAAAACAAAAUUCGUUCCUACGAUCAAUUGGGCACGAGAGCUUCCUGGGUAACAGAGUGUGAUAACGUAUUAGAAAAAAACAAAACACAAAACGAAAGUUAGAACAGAUUCUAUUGUACACUACGACAAUGUGCUACGUACCCAAAGAAUAUACUUAAAGAAAAAUUAUAUUUAACGCGAGAUCUGCUAUUAACGAAUAUAUUCCUAGUUAUUUUGUAUUAUAUUAAAUUGCCCUCGUUAUCUCGUCUCAAAAUCUAUUUUCUUUCCAUGACAAUAAUUUGUUACUUAUAAAUUGUCAUUAUCUUCGUUAAUAUAGAGCAUAAGUGUAUAUUGUGUGAAAUAUCGUAUAUUUUACGCAUUAAGGUGAGGCUUACAUCGAUUCCGUAAUGAAACAUUUUUUUUUGUUCAAUAUUGAAUUUUUUUUUCCAGUCUAAAGGUUUAUAAACAGCGUAACCGUGAUUUUCGAUAUACAUCACAGCUUGAACGACACAGAAUCACACUUCGACCUUUCGAGAAAAGGAAAGAAAAAAAAUUGAGUUUUCUUAUCGAACAAAUGUAAACCUCGCUUCAAUUAUCGUUUGCUACCGUAUUCGAUGAAAUCUCGUCAUAAGAGACGCUUUAUUCAUUACAACAUGAUCGGCUAAUAUAUAGAAUGGAAAUUGACAUCGACUUGAGAAGCUCUCAGAAUGUUUUUAUUUUUUAAUACUUAACAAUGUCAUCGAUAGAGUAAAAAAAAGCUUCCCACUCUUUGCAUUGCACCAUGCUGUCGAUUAAUCAACCAUCAAUUAAUACUCUUCUCCAAAAAAAAUUUUCAAAAACAAAAAAUUGAUUAUUUUUUAGGAAAGCGAGAAGAAAUUUCAAAUACUUAUGAUGGAAUAAUGAACUUUGAACAAAAUAUCUAGCCUAACGUCGUUCCUACAGAGCACUACUGAAUUCAAAGAAUUACAAUUUGUUGCCAGAGAUCAACUAUUUUAUAGCACGAUGGGAUGUACAUUUAUCGAUGUUGUGCUAUUUAAAAUUAUAUUAAGGGGGAUUCCCGUGACAAUAGUAAAAAAAAAAAAAAAAAAAAAUUAAAAGAUUUGAUACGUUUUCCUUUCACUGUUUCACUGAAUUAUAUAAAAUCAUUCUGUUGACUUUAAUUCUAGUAAAUGAUAUAUAAAAAAAAAAGGUGAAAUAAAUUUUCCAAUGAGAUUAAUUACAUCUUCAACUAUUUUAAAUUUCAGAAACAAGUCCGACUUUGUAUUUGGUAAUGAAAUAGUCAUUUCACUUUGAUUUUUAAAGGCCAAGUAAACUUUUGUUUUCAAGGCCUAAUACACAUGGAACUCUCGACGCCGCCGCGUUGAAGGUACACAGAUAACGCUCCAUGUGUGCAAGGCCUAAGUCGUUGGACACGAAAAACGUGUCAAUGUUAUUUUUAUUCAUUAGUCAUUGAACCCAAUAUUUCAUGAGCAUGAAUGACGAAUAUUGUGUCGUAAAAAGAUCGAUUUUUCUAAAGUCCGUCAUGGGGAUUGUCCCUUAACAUUAAAGUGUUAAACUAGUCUUUGUUAGCACCCUAUUAAGUGGUUCGUUUCAAUGAAACAUAAAUGUGCAGCAUGAAAGGACAAUCUAUGUGUACAAAUACGUAAACAAGAUUGUAUUGAACUGUUUAUUGGUUCUUAAUUGAUCAAAACAUUUAGAAAAAUGAAAAUAUAUAUACAAGAUGAUUUUGUAAUAGUCCUGUUGUGCUACAUUAUGUUUUUAGAGUUUAUAUGCCGAUACAAUAUAACGUGAGUUUAUUAUUCUGUCAUUUCAAUCUUCCAAUGAUCAAAAAAUUAUGAAAAUCGCUGCUACUGAGGCAUGUAUUACGAAUAGUGUAUUAUUUUAGUAAAUAAAUGAUUUAUUUUAUA